Messenger RNA from Centruroides sculpturatus (bark scorpion), 1403 nucleotides. RefSeq names its product F-box only protein 8-like. The record is from RefSeq and is a predicted model, not a curated record. The coding region runs from base 196 to 1071 and encodes 291 amino acids. Gene Ontology annotation, biological process: regulation of ARF protein signal transduction. Gene Ontology annotation, molecular function: guanyl-nucleotide exchange factor activity; protein binding. The transcript is spliced from 9 exons. NCBI's taxonomy places the organism in Eukaryota, Metazoa, Arthropoda, Arachnida, Scorpiones, Buthidae.
CAUCUGGCGGUGACAAUGCAAACUAUAGUAUGUCGUAGAUUCUUAAGUGAUUAUGGAGUUAUGAUGAAAUCAGACGAAAGAUUAAAAUAUUUACGAUAUUCAUCUCUACGUAUGUAACAACUUGAUUGAUUAAUUUUUCUAUUUUUGAUAUGAUAAAAGAAUAUUGCUGCUUUCAGCUGCUGUAGUCAUACAGCAAUGGGCCAAGUAUUGAAAAAAUUAAAUGAAAAAGAAAGCAAAGAUUUGAACUCUGUGGCAGAAGGAUUUCCAGAUUUAGCAACGUGGCCACCAGAACUAAGUUUAACUGUAUUAUCUCAUCUUAAUGCAACUGAUUUAUGUCUGGCAUCAUGUGUGUGGAGAGAAUUGGCACAGGAUGAAGUUCUUUGGCAAAGGUAUACUUUCCUUUUCUCAACUCUUUCUGCACUGUGGUCCACAGUAGGAUGGUCUUCAACUUUCAGAUAUCAUGCUUUUUCAUAUAUGAUUAAUACAGGAUUUCCAGAUUUAGCAACGUGGCCACCAGAACUAAGUUUAACUGUAUUAUCUCAUCUUAAUGCAACUGAUUUAUGUCUGGCAUCAUGUGUGUGGAGAGAAUUGGCACAGGAUGAAGUUCUUUGGCAAAGUCUCUGUCAUAAUCAAUGGGGAUACAUAACUCUUUAUAAUCAGUCAAAACCACCUGGAUUUUCAUAUCACAAAUUAUAUUUAAUCUUAGAUGAAGGAACAGUUACAUUUAAUGCAGAUGCUUUUAUGGGCAUGAAUUACUUUGUAAAAAAUGGAUUAGUGUAUGAUGGUGCUUUAGAGAUAGCAAAGUUUCUUCAUAACACAAGAUCUUUAAAUCCUAGACAAAUGAGACUAUACUUAGACGUCAGGUUUUCAGAUAUGGUAUACAUAUUGUGUUUCUCUCUCAUUAUGUUGUCAGUCGACCUGUGUAGUCCACAUGUUAAGAACAAAAUGUCCAAAAGAGAGUUCAUACGUAAUGUUCGGCAUGCCAUACACAAGACUGAUGAUGAAUUAUAUGGUCACUUGUACGACGAUGUAUAUUUACGAGGACACAUUGCCCCAAACUCGACAGAUUAGAAUGAUCAAACACGGAUCUCGAAUGUAAUAUAUUAUAAUUUGUUUAAAUUAUAGUCAUAUCUGCUACUAAUAAUACUCACAAAAGAUUAAUUUAUGAACCUAAAUACAUUUGAAAAUUACAUAGAAUUUAUCACCAUAAAUCAUAAUUUCAAAAUAUAUAAGACUAUAGCUAAUAUAUUGAGAAAAUAACUUAGAAUUAUUAAUAUUUUAUACUAUUAACGUUUAAGUUAAUGGUUUAAAAAAGGGAAAUUGGAAUAAGUUUUUUCUAAUGUUACAAAAAAGAAAAAGUAUAUUCCAGAUUUGUAUGCAAGCUAUAAAAAUAUUUCUAUGUU